Molecule: messenger RNA, 1647 nt
Organism: Austrofundulus limnaeus
Lineage: Eukaryota; Metazoa; Chordata; Actinopteri; Cyprinodontiformes; Rivulidae
Source: RefSeq, a predicted model, not a curated record
AUCCAGACCAGUGAUGGAAGAAAGACCUAUGUGCCUGAAGCAGACCAAAGAGAUUUCCCAAUACCCACGGAGUGGGCUGGAAAGACGGAAGAACAGCUGGAAAUAAAGGUAAGAGCCAAGGUGGGGGAAUGGGCUAACAUAAUAAUGAUGCCGUCUUAUCCCACUCUAGCUGCACAUAAAAGGUUGACAGCUAAUUUCAGACAAGCAUAUGUGGCUAUUGCCCACGAUGUCAUGCUGAAAAAGAUGAAGAAAGCAGCAAAUAAGUUUGUGAAAAACAUGGCACGAGAAGAGGAAGACRGGAUGCUCUCAGAUGAACCAGCACAGCCCGUAAGUGCCCUAGGUCAAAGGGGCCCAGCAGGAGUGCUGGAAUGGAAAUCUAUUAAAGAAGUGGAUACCAACGCAGAUGAGUUUCGUGAGUAUAAAAAAAUAAAGACUCUGUUGAGAGAGCCAAAUGCUGGUGAAGGGAGAGAGAGCUAUCUGAAAGACGUUUGGCCCCUAGUGGUGAACUCCACUACAUGUGAGGCBGCAAAACGCCUGUGGCUGAGUCACAUUACAGGCCAUCCCAUCGAUAAAAAAGAUUCAGCCCAAGACUACUAUGAGAAAUUUGUGCCUGAAGAUGAAAAUGRUGAAGAUGCUCACAUUGAUAGAGCUUGGUUCAGGCUGGAACAAGGACAAAAAUUAACCCCCAUCUGGCAUCAACUGAAACAGAACAUUGCUCCCACCAGGUAUGUGAAGGCCCUAAGGAUGGUGACAAAGGGGCGAAGAGGUGAUAUCACCUUUGCCACCAUGCCCAUUCAAACUACCACUGUGGCACAAAUGGAUGCAGCAGUGAGGAAAUAUGACCUGGAAAUGCUGUACUGGGADGAAAAAAGAAGAAAAGAAUCGACCCAGAAACCGCCCAAUGUCCCUACCAAAGCGGCCCUGAAGGAACCAAGCAACCCCCAGGUUAAAUUUCAGCAGCCUGCCCCUCAGCAGAGGGACAAAGGCUCAAGUCAGCAGUACCAGCCCAGCAACCAGAGACAGCAGUACAGGCCCUCGCCGCAACGGCAGCAAGGAUCUGGAAGAGGAAGUCCGGCAGCUCAGCCGAACCAAAGCCCAAGAAGAACCCCAUACUUGCCCCCAGAAGAAUACAACAAAUUGACCCCUGAACAAAAAGAUGCCCUCCGUCAGGCCAGGGAACAGGUGGCCGGAGGGCCGCCAAAAUGACGGACUCAGGGUCCCGGGUCGCCCUAGAAAACACCUUUUGGGUAGGAGAUCACAUCUACACAAAAGUAGAUGGGAUCCUCUAUGAGGUGGAUACAGGGGCUGAGGUAUCCAUGACCCGGAGAGACCUAGAGACUGAAGGAUACCUAUAUGUUCGAGUGGCUAGUGGGGCAAUAGAAGAAAUGCCAUAUGGAAUUUGGAAAAAUGUGAGAUGGAUAAAAGGACCUUAUGACUUGGUAACAGUCAAAGACUUGAAAAUCCUACAUGGCCCUGAAGAGGCUGUGAAAACAAACAGAAAGAAAUUGGGUGUUCUAAAAACAGAAACAAUGAAAAGUCCCUCGAACACCCCAGCAUGGUAUAAACCAGUGGAUAUCCCUGAAGUGAUGAAGCAAAAACUGGAAGAAAGUGACUUUUCCUCAGAAGGGAAAAUUAAAUUGAAACAAA